Messenger RNA from Ylistrum balloti, 1488 nucleotides. Its product is annotated as aromatic-L-amino-acid decarboxylase-like. Gene Ontology annotation, biological process: amino acid metabolic process. Gene Ontology annotation, molecular function: carboxy-lyase activity; pyridoxal phosphate binding. The transcript has 12 exons. The record is from RefSeq and is a predicted model, not a curated record. Bases 1 to 1488 code for a protein of 495 amino acids. NCBI's taxonomy places the organism in Eukaryota, Metazoa, Mollusca, Bivalvia, Pectinida, Pectinidae.
AUGGAUGCGGAACAGUUCUGUAAAAAUGGACAAAAGAUGGUGGAGUAUAUUAGCACCUACCUAGAACAGAUCAGAGACCGCCAAGUCGUCCAUAAUGUUACCCCUGGUUACAUGAGGUCACUCUUGCCCAACGAGGCCCCAAAAGACCCCGAGGACUUCGCUGAAGUCUUCAAGGAUAUCGACAAAGUUAUUAUGCCAGGGGUUACCCAUUGGCACAGUCCUCGUUUCCAUGGUUACUUCGCUGCUGGGAACUCCUAUCCUUCUAUUCUCGGAGACAUGCUGUCUGAUGCUAUAGGUUGUAUCGGGUUUUCUUGGGCUACGAGUCCAGCCUGUACUGAGUUAGAGGUAAUCACCACAGACUGGUUGGGGAAGAUGCUAGCACUGCCGGAGGAGUUUCUACACCGUUCACCAGGUCGAGGAGGGGGAGUGAUUCAGUCGACAGCUAGCGAGACAGUCCUCCUGUGUCUGCUGGCUGCCAGGACAAAGAUGGUUGAAAAAUAUGAGAAGGUUUACACAAACCUGGACGAGAUGGAAGUAAUGGCGAAGCUAGUUGGUUACACAUCCGACCAGUCCAAUUCGUCAGUAGGGCGAUCCGGCCUUCUGGGUGCCGUUCGCAUGCGCAAGUUGGAAACAGACGAAAAGUUCAGUCUUCGCGGGGAAACGCUGAGGGAGGCCAUAGCCGAGGAUAAAGCUAAAGGUCUUAUUCCGUUCUUUCUGUGCGCCACAUUGGGAACAACAGGAACAUGUGCCUUCGACAACCUAGAAGAACUUGGCCCAAUAUGCAAAGAAGAAGAUAUGUGGCUUCACAUAGAUGCAGCAUAUGCUGGGAGUGCUUUCGUAUGUCCAGAAUUUCGCCAUUUUAUGAAGGGUGUUGAGUAUGCUGAUACCUUUAGUAUAAAUCCCCAUAAAUGGAUGCUGGUUAAUUUUGACUUGUCUGUAAUGUGGAUUAAGGAUAGGUCAUUGUUAGUGGAUGCCUUCAACGUAGAUCCUAUCUAUCUCAGACACGAGAAUGCUGGCAAGGGUGCGCCGGAUUAUAGGCAUUGGCAAAUCCCGCUGGGACGUCGGUUUCGUUCCCUUAAGUUAUGGUUCAUGCUGAGGUCAUACGGAGUGACCGGUGUCCAAGCAUACAUCCGUAAGCAUGUCAGUCUGGCUAAGCAGUUUGAGAAGAUGGUUCUGAAUGACAGCAGGUUCGAGGUGAUAGCAGACGUUGUAAUGGGACUUGUCUGUUUUAGAUUAAAGGGAAACAACAAUAAAACAGAAAGGCUACUAGAGGAGAUUUUACAAGACGGACGUAUCUACCUUAUUCCGGCCAUUGUUCACGAGAUUUACACUCUCAGACUGGCUAUCUGUGCCGAGCGCACCAACUCUGACGACAUCGCAUUUUCCUUCUCCGUCAUCAAAUCAUGUGCAGAUCGCGUGAUGAAACGAUUCCCGCCAUCGGAAGACAUCAGAAAUGCCGUGAACGGACAAAUCGAUAACAUUGCUUAA